Kwoniella botswanensis is the source of this 630-nucleotide messenger RNA. RefSeq lists its product as uncharacterized. Bases 1 to 630 code for a protein of 209 amino acids. The record is from RefSeq and is a predicted model, not a curated record. The transcript is spliced from 10 exons. Lineage: Eukaryota; Fungi; Basidiomycota; Tremellomycetes; Tremellales; Cryptococcaceae.
AUGGUCAUCUUCUUCACCUCGAAGGCUGUCAGUCCGCCAGCUACCAUAUAUAUGGGCAGAGAUAAAGUCGAAAAUGAAGAAUUGUUGAAAUAUGGUUUGCCAACAGAUAUAUGGUUUCAUGUAGAUAAGCUAUCAUCCGCACAUGUGUAUCUACGACAGACUCCCGAGCAAUCGCAUGGAGAAUGGGACAAACUUCCUCCUGCAUUGGUGAUGGAUCUGGCUCAGCUAGUGAAAGCGAAUAGUAUAGAAGGAAAUAAGAAAGAUAACAUAACUGUAAUAUAUACACCGUUCACAAAUUUGAAAAAAUCAGGUGAUAUGGCUGUCGGUCAGGUAUCAUUCCAUUCCGAUAAGAAGGUAAAACGAGUGCAUGUACCCUCACGAGAUAACGCCGUUGUCAACCGACUGAACAAAACGAAGAUAGAGAAAGAAGUGGAUCACGAAGCAGAGCGACAGGAUAGAUUACGGGAAGAAGGGAAGAAGAAGAAAGCGGACGCCUUAGAUAGGGCAAAGAAGGAACAAGAGCAGAAAAAGAUAUGGGAAGAAGAAAAGAAGGCUCGUUCGUACGAUGGGAUGUUCACUGAAGAAGCCUUUGCGGAGAAGGAACAGUGGAGCGAUGACGAUUUCAUGUAG